This is a messenger RNA of Gloeophyllum trabeum ATCC 11539, 318 nucleotides long. RefSeq lists its product as uncharacterized. The annotation marks the transcript as partial. The transcript has a single exon. The record is from RefSeq and is a predicted model, not a curated record. NCBI's taxonomy places the organism in Eukaryota, Fungi, Basidiomycota, Agaricomycetes, Gloeophyllales, Gloeophyllaceae.
AUGAACACGGUUAACAUGUCUACAGGCUACUCCCCAAUUCAAUUGCACUUGGGACGCAGUCCCCGCCUGAUUCCACCACUGGUCCCUCCAAUGUCCCCAUCCACUGCUGAAGCCGAUGCUGGCCGCCUCAUCCGAACUAUCGACAACCUUGUGGCAGACACUCAGGACCACCUGCUCAGCAUGAGGGUCAACCAAGCCUUCUUUGCCAACCGUCAUCGUGGGCCUGAGCCGACGUUCAAUGUCGGUGACAUGGUGAUGCUCUCUACACGCAACCAUUGUUGGGAAUACAAAUCCAAAGGCGAUAAACGCGUGGCUAAG